AUGCGCGUCACGGCCUUGGCAUAUACAGCCGCCGUAGCCAUCGGCUUCGGCGCCGUGGUAACAGCCUCGAGCCCGGAACAAGUCCCGCUCGGCCACAGCCACGGACCGCGACCACAACGGCGACAGCCUAAUGUCGUAUUUGUUUUAACAGACGACCAGGACGUCCAUUUAGGGUCUUUGGACUACAUGCCGUUGGUGAAGAAGCACUUGAUAGACCAAGGAACGUACUUUAGCAGUCAUUACGCUACGACGGCCGUUUGUUGCCCGUCGCGGGUGACGAUAUGGACGGGCAAGUUUGCGCAUAAUACGAAUGUUACGGAUGUUAAACCGCCGUAUGGCGGCUAUCCUAAGUUUUUAGCGGAAGGCCUUAACGACAACUACUUUCCCGUGUGGCUGCAACAAGCUGGGUAUAACACGUAUUAUACGGGGAAGCUGUUCAACGCGCACACGGUAGAGAACUACAACUCACCUCCCCCGGGAGGUUUUACAGGAUCGGAUUUCUUACUCGACCCCCACACAUACGACUACCUAAACGCCACAUUCCAGCGCAACGGCGAGGAACCGCGCAGCUACGAAGGACUCUACAGCACCGACGUGCUAGCAGAGAAAGCCUACGGGCUCCUAGACGAAGCCGUAGACGCCAAAAAACCAUUCUUCCUCGUCGCCGCGCCCAUCGCGCCCCACGCCAACGUCGCGAUGAAACUCGAGCACGGCCCGCGCGACCCUCAAAACCCACCCUUCGAAUUCACCGAGCCCGUCCCGGCUCCGCGGCACGCGCACCUGUUCCCCGGAGCCAAAGUCCCGCGCACCCCGAACUUCAACCCGGAAGCGCCGUCGGGCGCGAACUGGGUGUCCGCGCUGCCGCGCCAGAACGCGUCCAACGUCGCGUACAACGACCACUUCCACCGGCAGCGCCUGCGCGCGUUGCAAGCCGUGGACGAGCUGGUCGCGGGGCUCGUGUCGCGACUCGGCGAGCGCGGCGUGUUGGACGAUACGUACGUCGUGUAUAGUAGCGACAACGGGUACCACGUGGGCCAGCACCGGCUGCAGCCCGGCAAGAGCUGCGGGUACGAGGAGGACGUGAACGUGCCGCUUAUCGUGCGGGGGCCGGGCGUCGAGCCGGGGUUCAGCGCGGACGGGGUCGUGAGCACGCAUGCUGAUCUUGCGCCUACGUUUUUUGAUAUUUUGGGUCUGAAGCCUAGGGAGGAUUUUGAUGGUGCGGCGAUACCGCUUACGAGGGGGGAGAUUGAUGGGGUUAGGGAGAGGGGCGAGAGGAGGGAGCAUGCGGGGAUUGAGUAUUGGGGGUCCGCGAUGGGGGAGGGCGUGUAUAAUCGAGACCCGCGUCAGAACAACACGUACAAGGCUCUCCGCAUCUCGGGGCCGGGGUAUAACUUGUACUACUCCGUCUGGUGCAACAACGAGCACGAGCUCUACGAUAUGGCAGUCGACCCUGGCCAACUCAACAACCUCCUAUCCCCAUCUUCCCCCUCAACACCCAUCCUAGCAGCAGGCCACGCCCCCCGCAAAAUCGCCGACCGUCUCGACGCGCUCCUCCUCGUCCUCAAAACCUGCGCCGGAACGCGGUGUCAGCGCCCCUGGGCCUCAUUGCACCCCGACGGCGCCGUGCGCUCCCUCGCCGACGCGCUGGCGCCGCGAUACGACGCCUUCUACGCGGACAACCGGAAGGUAGCCAGCGUCAAGUACGCGUACUGCGCCGACGGGUUCAUCCCCGAGGCGGAGGGGCCGACCUGGGAGGAUACUGGGCGGGCUUUUGGAGGGGAGGGGGAGUAUGGGUAUUUGAAGGGAGGGCGGUGGGAGGAUUGGGUGUAG
Messenger RNA from Annulohypoxylon truncatum, 1830 nucleotides. RefSeq names its product Arylsulphatase. The coding region runs from base 1 to 1830 and encodes 609 amino acids. Gene Ontology annotation, biological process: phenol-containing compound metabolic process. The transcript is spliced from 5 exons. NCBI's taxonomy places the organism in Eukaryota, Fungi, Ascomycota, Sordariomycetes, Xylariales, Hypoxylaceae. Gene Ontology annotation, molecular function: N-acetylglucosamine-6-sulfatase activity; glycosaminoglycan binding; arylsulfatase activity. The record is from RefSeq and is a predicted model, not a curated record.